GCCCAUAACGAAUAUCACAACCCGCAGCUGCGCAUGCGCGGACGAGGACAGGCUUCAUCGUGUCCUGGUAUUGACAGCGUGUCCCGGAAGUGAGCUGUAAAGGAUUCCGGAAGAAGGGAGAGAAUGCUGCGGCAGGACAGCAAUGAUGAGACAGAAGAUGUUUCCCUGUUUGAUGCUGAAGAUGAAGGAACUAAGGCUGCAAAAAAGAAAAAGAUAAGGCACCCCAUUGCUUCGUUUUUCCAUCUGUUUUUCCGGAUCAGCGCAAUCUUGGUAUACAUGCUCUCUGGGUUUAGCAGCAGUUUCAUCGCCUGCAUGGUGACCAUCAUUUUGCUCUUGUCCUGUGACUUCUGGGUUGUGAAGAACAUAACAGGAAGGCUGAUGGUGGGGCUGCGGUGGUGGAACCAGGUGGAUGAUGAUGGAAAGAGUCACUGGGUGUAUGAAUCCAGGAAGGCAGCUCAAGAAAAGAAAUCCAGCUCUGAAGCAGAGUCCCGGAUCUUCUGGUUAGGGCUCAUUACCUGCCCCAUCAUUUGGGUGAUCCUCGCCUUCAGCUCACUCUUAUCCUUUAAUUUGAAAUGGCUGGCUGUAGUUAUCAUGGGCGUGACACUUCAGGGUGCAAAUCUGUAUGGUUAUAUCAAGUGCAAAGUUGGCAGUCGCAAGAAUCUCACCAGCAUUGCUACCAAUUACUUUGGGACCCAGUUCCUCAGACAGACUUUUUCCAGAGAGAACCAAGCUGAAUCCUGAAUACCUUCCCUACAUGGACUUCGUUUUAUUUAAUUUCCUCUGGUGGAAAGUAUUUUUGAGCAAAACUCAGACCUGAAAUCUUCCUUUUAAAUCAUUUUUGUGCUGCUUUUGCCGAUUGCAGUUUGUUCGGUUCAUACUGGGGGCUGUUGCUCACGGACACAUAGGGGGGAAUUCACAAAAGUGUCGGAAACGAAAAAAUGUCUUUAAAAUGUCGUAGAAAGUGUCGUAGCAACAGCCGACAAAUUCACAGAGCAUUUCUCCGCCAAUUUUCCAACAUGUGCGACACUUUUGAAUUAGUGUCGUUAAAAGUGGGCGUGGUUUUUUCGGCGCCACUUUUCCCGACAUUUUUAUGAAUUACUCGUAAACUCAUUCUUUUUACCGACAAUUUUUCAGACACUUUAGGCUCUCCAAAAUGAAAAUGUCAGACAAAUUGUCGUUUAAAAAGUCUUGGUAAAUGUCGUUUGUACGAUGAAAAGAUAUACGACAUUUUAGAAAAUUGUCAGACUUACGAGACAUUCAGAGAUGGUAACAUCUGCCUUUGUGAAUUUGCCGUUUGUACGACAUUUUACAAAUUUGUCGACCGCCACUUCUGGGUUACUUUUUUUACCGACACUUUUGUGAAUUCCCCCCAUAGAGGGACUUGGACAUCAUCCGGAGUGAUGAUCCCUGGGACAAAGUUAAAAUAAAUCACACUAAUCUGCAGCUCUGGCCUUAACUCCUUUUUUACUGUUAACAUUUUAUCUACAGAAGCGCAACUGUUGUUAAGUCUUUCUUCCUUGGCUAGGAGUGUAAAUAUGUAUUUAUGGAUAUUGGGGAUGUGCAACACGUCAUGGCGAGUGGGGAAUAAAGGAUAUUUCUUAAUCUUU
Xenopus laevis (African clawed frog) is the source of this 1607-nucleotide messenger RNA. RefSeq names its product trans-golgi network vesicle protein 23 homolog B (S. cerevisiae) S homeolog (gene tvp23b.S). The transcript is spliced from 7 exons. NCBI's taxonomy places the organism in Eukaryota, Metazoa, Chordata, Amphibia, Anura, Pipidae. The coding region runs from base 124 to 741 and encodes 205 amino acids. Gene Ontology annotation, cellular component: Golgi membrane; membrane; Golgi apparatus. The record is from RefSeq and is a predicted model, not a curated record. Gene Ontology annotation, biological process: protein secretion; vesicle-mediated transport.